Messenger RNA from Staurois parvus, 525 nucleotides. The record is from the annotation of a GenBank genome assembly. Lineage: Eukaryota; Metazoa; Chordata; Amphibia; Anura; Ranidae.
AUAUAUAGAUGGGGAGAAAGACCUGGAAAGUAUCUGAUGAGAGCCCUGAGGAAAAAGAAAAAUAGAAAUUAUAUAGAAAAAAUAAAAGAUGCUAAAGGAAACCUGAUGCAUUCAAAUAAAGAUAUCAUCAAAGCCUUCAUAGAAUAUUACAGGAAACUGUACAAUAUAAGCCCCCUGGAAGGUUCAGAAACUAUAGACAGUGAGAAGAACCAAAAAAGAAAGAAAUAUUUGGAAACGGCUGGGUUACUAAAAUUAAGCGAGGAUCAACUAAACUCCCUAGAUGCAGAUAUCUCACAGGACGAAAUAAAAUUAGCAUUGAAGGGGACAGUGUCGGGGAAAAGUCCAGGACCUGAUGGAUAUACAGUGAGAUAUUAUAAAAAAUUUAGUGAAAUUUUAGUACCAAAACUUAAAAAAUUACAUGAAUGCACUAGGUGGAGAGAUGGAAGUAAGAAGAGAAUCAUUACAAGCCCAACUCGUGCUCAUCCAAAAAAGAGGGAAAAGAUCCCUCUCAGUGUUCGAGCUACA